AUGGAUGCACUGGAGGUGGUGAGGCGGGAAGAUGGAGACGAGGAGGAUGAUAACGAAGUGACGCUGCAGGAGUGCAUGCGCAUUCACAAACUUGCUCGUUCUGUGGAUGAACUUGUUGCGUGGAGUUUCAUUAUGGGAGAGAAGGAGAUGAUUCUGCAGGAGCUGGAGAACGUUGUGACGCAGACCGAGCAGGAACUGGAGAAGGCGGAGAAGGCAUUGAAGUACCAGCAUCGGCGUUGCGCCCUUAUUCCGGAUGAUAUAUACAUGAGCAGCGAAAGACGAGAUCAACGGCCUCAUGCGGCAAGAGGCGAAGAUCGUGAGCUCAGCGCGCUGUGGGCGGAGCAUGGAAGCUCAUUAACGCAGCAGUACGAGCGGCACUUAGCGAGGUACAAACGGCUGUGGCACGAGUUAUUGGAGGAACCGAAGGUGACGGCGGAAAAUAUCGAGUGA
This is a messenger RNA of Trypanosoma cruzi, 450 nucleotides long. RefSeq lists its product as uncharacterized. The record is from RefSeq and is a predicted model, not a curated record. NCBI's taxonomy places the organism in Eukaryota, Euglenozoa, Kinetoplastea, Trypanosomatida, Trypanosomatidae. The transcript has a single exon. Bases 1 to 450 code for a protein of 149 amino acids.